AUGGAAGGUGAAAAGGUUACAGAAUCCUUCAAUGAAUGGGAACAAAUCCAGUGCCCAACAAGCCAAUCAAGAGAAUGGGAAAUGGUUGCUUUUGGAGACAAUAAGAACCAUAUUCAGGUUGACCUCUCCAUCUUCCCUCCAAGCAACCACGAAGGCCUUCAAAUCCCACAACCACCACCAGAAUCACAAACUACUCCUGGCCAACCAAGUUCAAGUGCUGUGUGCAAUGUGAAAGCUGAGGAAAUAGCAGGGGCUGACUCCAGGCCAAAAGCGGUGCGAAAUGGAAUCGGGAAGCUUUUGAGGUCUGGGGGAUUUUGGAUAGCUAGCAGAGUUCGUUAUUAUGUGAUGUACAGAGUUGGAUUUUGCUCAUUUGCCUCGCUUACUGUGUUGGUAGCAGCAGUCUUGCUAUUCUCCAGGUUGCAAAGGCGGCGUAAAUGGCUCCGGGAACAGAGGAAGGACCGUCUCAUCCAUCUUAUCAACGAGAAAGACCAGACUAUUGGCCAGCUCUUGCUCCAAAUUGCACAAUUGAAAGAAAUGCUAUUAGGCCGUCGCAAGGUUGCAGUCAUCCGGGUUGGUUGA
Molecule: messenger RNA, 579 nt
Organism: Dovyalis caffra
Lineage: Eukaryota; Viridiplantae; Streptophyta; Magnoliopsida; Malpighiales; Salicaceae
Source: the annotation of a GenBank genome assembly